Molecule: messenger RNA, 2311 nt
Organism: Macrosteles quadrilineatus (aster leafhopper)
Lineage: Eukaryota; Metazoa; Arthropoda; Insecta; Hemiptera; Cicadellidae
Product: kelch repeat and BTB domain-containing protein 3-like
Exons: 6
Coding region: 197-2014 (605 amino acids)
Biological process (GO): neurogenesis
Cellular component (GO): cytosol
Molecular function (GO): protein binding
Source: RefSeq, a predicted model, not a curated record
GCUAUUAAGGGCCAAGGGGGUAACCUCCAAACCUCCUCUCCUGGAGCUCCUCUUACCUAACCUAUAAAUGAAAUCGUGUAUUCGUAUGUUCAUGUUGUCCGUUGUCUUUUGUCUUACUCAGUGUAGUUCUUUCUUUUCCUUGUAUAGGCCUGGCCUUGGCCACAGAUAAUAUAACAUAACCCCAACUACUUGGCCUAUGCCCAGCACAACAAUGGCAACAGUUCAUCAUGUUCCCAACUUUAUUCAGUUUUUAUUUUCAUCAAAACCCAAAUUUGACUGUUAUUUUGCAGUUAGGAUAGAAGGCCAGAAAAACCCUGAAAGGAUUGGAGCUGUCAAGUUGAUGUUGAUGGCUCACAGCGAAGUUUUCAGACUAGAAUUAGAGGACAGUGAAUUGGCUGAGAAGAAAGAUGUUCCUAUCAAAGACAUUCAUCCUGACACCUUCAAAGAAAUGUUGAGAUAUGUUUAUGGUUAUGAUACUACUGCUACAAUGGGUUUUGAUGAGGCUGAUGAUUUACUGUAUGUUGCGGAGAAGUAUUUGAUGAAACCUUUGAAAGACAGCCUGGCUGCUAGACUGAUGACUCUUUUGAACAAAGACAACAUUUGUUCCUUGAUGAAUAACCCUGCGUGUUACACUCAUCUGGAGUUGGACUCUGCCAUUACCAAGAUUUUGAGGUUUGAGACGGAUCAAGUGUUAGCAAGCCCAGAUUUUUUGUCCAUGAAUUCUGACGGGUUUCUCAAGAUUUUGGAACAGGAUGAACUUGCAGUUCCCGAAAUAGAAUUGUGGAGAGCAGCGAUUAAAUGGGGAAAACACAGAGCUUACCCUGAAGAUGGACAGCUGGUCCGCCAACAACUCUCAAAGUUGACUCAACAUUUAAGACCUUACUCACUGAGUGGAGAAGAGACAUUUGAAGUGAUUUCUUCAGGUAUAUUUUUCAUAGAAGAAGUCAACAGUAUGUGUCAUUAUCAAUUUAAAAAAGAAACCACUCAAGCUCUUAGUGAGUUUUCAAAUGAGACUAAACCAAGGAAACUGAAAAAACCAAAGUCUUUUAGAAAACUAGAAAUGUAUAUGUUAGAUGAGAAUUUUGAUCAACAACACUACUGUUACAACUUUGCCCUGACUACCAAAAGCCACACAAUUGAGCUGCUGUCACUAGAGUGUAAGUCAAUUGAUCUUGCACCAGAAGCCCAGGGGACAUAUAAAGUGAGCUGUUCAACAACGAUAACUGAGUGGACCAACAAGAAUGUGCAUGAACCUGUGAUACACUUCACUGACUCUGAAGAUGGACAGCUGGUCCGCCAACAACUCUCGGGGUUGACUCAACAUUUAAGACCUUACUCACUAAGUUUAGAAGAGACAUGUGAAGUGAUUUCUUCAGGUGUUUUUGUCAUAGAAGAAGUCAACAGAAUGUGCCAUUAUCAAUAUAAAAAAGAAACCACUCAAGCUCUUAGUGAGUUUUCAAAUGAGACUAAACCAAGGAAACUGAAAAAACCAAACUCUUUUCGAAAACUAGAAAUGUAUAUGUUAGAUGAGAAUUUUGAUCAACAACACUACUGUUACAACUUUGCCCUGACUACCAAAAGCCACACAAUUGAGCUGCUGUCACUAGAGUGUAAGUCAAUUGAUCGUAAACCAGGAGUCCCUGUAGAUAUGACAUAUGAAGUGAGCUGUUCAACAACAAUAACUGAGUGGACCAACUUGUAUGUGCAUGAACCUGUGAUACACUUCAGUAAGCAAGUCAAGUAUGGAGUGAAGUUUGAGAUUCCUCUAGCUGUUGAUGGGAGAAACAUUACCUUGAAGCCAGACACUACGUACUCUGUCAUGAUGAUGGUGAAAGGAUAUCACAAACAAUUGGGCAGUAUGAAAGAGCCCAACACCAAAACUGAACACUUAAUUCUAAGUAUAGGCAAACAAGGUUAUUGGUACGACUUUCCCUCAGACAAGUUAAUGUACAGAGCAAUCAGAUGUUACAAUAAUCAGAGGAUUAAUGUAACUAUGGAGUGGUUGGAGUUUUAACUCCACUAAAGUGUGUGUGCAAAAGAUUCAUAUCUUUUUAUAAUUUUUUUUUAUCUAACCCUGCACGAAAUACACUUUUUGUAAAAUUCUUCUAAUCCAAAUUUAAAUACUUGCAAAUUUGCUUAAAAGUUAGUUUGGACAUGAACAUACAGUCUGAGUGGUAAAGGACAGAAAUGCAAUUUUCAACAGAUUUUAAGUUUUAUCUACGUUGUUGGAGCAACUGUUGUGGUACAAAUGGAAUGUAAAGAAUCCUGUAUUUAGGUGAAUUAAAAUCUUGUGCAUUAUAUUGAUUGUAUA